Trematosphaeria pertusa is the source of this 1647-nucleotide messenger RNA. RefSeq lists its product as uncharacterized. Bases 1 to 1647 code for a protein of 548 amino acids. NCBI's taxonomy places the organism in Eukaryota, Fungi, Ascomycota, Dothideomycetes, Pleosporales, Trematosphaeriaceae. The transcript has 2 exons. Gene Ontology annotation, molecular function: NAD+ poly-ADP-ribosyltransferase activity. The record is from RefSeq and is a predicted model, not a curated record.
AUGGCACAACACCACGCAGCCCUGCAGCAUCUCACGCUCCGCAGCUCGCCUCCGCCUCCGUUUCGUCCUCCGAACGCUCUGCCUUUCACCAUAGUCCGAAAGGACGGCGCGGGAAUCGGAACUCCCACUGACCGAACCGAGACUGCUGCUUUGUCGACGGACGCACUGGAUGGACACGAGAGGAGUCCUAGGACGGCUUUUGAACUCGUCCAACCGAGGGCGCCGUUUGGGUUGCCGUAUCACAGGCGAAUCUACGGCCCGGCGGUUGUUGCUAUGCCUCCAGACCGGAUUGAGACAGAUCGUUUGGGGACUUGCGAAGUCGAUAAAGGCGGUCUCGUCCAGGUCAAUACGUCUUCCUCUCCUCCUCUUACAACCGCAAAACCUCUCCCCGAAGACCGAAAGGACAGUGCCACCGUCUCCAAGCACGCCCUCACGACAACAUCUCCGUCAACGUCCACACUCCCCAAAGUCUCGCAAGCCCCGACCCCUCUCUUCCAACUCCCAGACUCGCUCUCCCCGUCCACCCCACGCUAUUCCGGUCCAAAACGCCUCCACAAACACGCAUCUCAGCACCCCAACUCGACGAACAAGAAAAACCACACGCUCCACCAGCUCCUCAAGUCUACCUGCGAAGCCUCCUGCGCCCCCAUCCUGCGCCGCGGCGUAGCCGUAAACUCGGGCCUAGAUCUGCUCCUCGCCGAACCGACGGUUGUGGAUUUCUUGCUCCUGUGCGUGGGCUCCCUGGAGGAACUGUGGACGUACAGAAAGACGAGGAAGAGGAGCACGAAUAGCGGGUUGAGGCUGCUUCCGGGCGAGUGUCCGGUGAAGCGGUGUAUUCUCCGGAGGGUGGUGGAUGCGAUGGACUUGGGGCCUUUGUUUGCGCUGGAUGCGAGGAGGGGAGGAGAGGAUGGCGGCGUGUCGCCGACGAGCGAGGAGACGGCAAGGCCGGCGGAGAGCUUUCCGACUGCGCAGCACUUCCUCGCAACGCUGCCAUUGACACAACGCGCCCUCUUAACUUACAUCCUCCUCUCGCCCUUCGCCCACCUCUCCCUACUCCCGCAUAACUCCAUGUGCCAUCCCGGCCCCCUGGAAGCACCCCGCAUCCACUUCUCCUUCCCCACCAUCCCCUGCACGCCCUUCCUCCCGGCGACUUUCCUCGUAACCCGCCAGCCGCCCCACAAAGAAUCCCUCUUCGCCACGCACUGCCGCCGUCCCGCGCACACGCGCCUCACCGUCUUCCACGGCACGCACCCCAGCCGGCUGCCGCUCAUCCUCAGCCAGGGCCUGCGCAACAUGAGUGGGACGCUGUAUCAGGCGCACGGCCGGAGUUCGGGGAAGGGCAUCUAUCUCGCGAGGGACAGUACGACAAGUCUGUGUUAUAGUCAUGAGGUGCAAGCUUGGCGGGGGAGUCGAUGGCGGGAGAGCGGGGAGGGCGAUGCGGAGGAGGGGGUUAAGGUGCUGUUGGGGUGUGAGGUUGUGGUUGAGGAGGAGAAGGGGGAGGAUGCGGUGUUUGUGGUGAGGGAUGCAGGAACAGUCGUUGUGCGGUUUGUGUGGUUGCUGCCGGAUGGGGUGUGUAAUAUGGGGAAUGGGUUUGAGCAGGAGGUUAAGGAGGCGAUGGAGGUGCUGAGGAAGAGGAGAGGGGAAUGA